Naegleria gruberi is the source of this 3072-nucleotide messenger RNA. RefSeq lists its product as uncharacterized. Gene Ontology annotation, molecular function: ATP-dependent DNA damage sensor activity; ATP binding; DNA binding. NCBI's taxonomy places the organism in Eukaryota, Heterolobosea, Eutetramitea, Acrasida, Naegleriidae. The transcript is spliced from 2 exons. The record is from RefSeq and is a predicted model, not a curated record. Gene Ontology annotation, biological process: double-strand break repair via homologous recombination. Bases 1 to 3072 code for a protein of 1023 amino acids. Gene Ontology annotation, cellular component: Rad51B-Rad51C-Rad51D-XRCC2 complex.
AUGGAUCAAGGUAAUGAAUCAUCAUCUGCUGCUGAUUCUUCCGAUCCGAUGAAGAAUAUUACUCAGAAAUUUGUAACGAUGGAUGUUAUUGGAUCAUCGAUAUUUCCAUUGAAACAUUCGUGUAGGGACCUAUUCUGGAAACUUCAUGAUAAUGCGUUGAUUUGGGAUCAUUCGAUUAUACCUUUCCCGGAUGUGUUGUCAUGCAAGUUUUUAAAGUUUGUUGGAAAAUUGGUUGAAAAUGGAGUGAGUGAUGAUAAUUUGAUUGAUUCAACGGAUUCUAUUUAUGAAUUGUUUAAAACAGCUCUACAAUCGAUUUGUGAUUUAACUUUGAUUAAGAAAGUUUCACUUAGCCGUCUGAUACAAUCCAAAUAUAAGAAUAUGGAUUAUACAAUGUUUGUCAUGAAGCUUUUACCAAAUAUUGAGGAAUUAUACUUGAAUAUUUCAUAUAGCAACAAUUUGGCUAUAUUUCAACCUAACCAAUUCUUGUGGAAUAAUUUGCAACAUUUAACUGUUGGUGAUUACAAAACACUUUACUUUUUUGUCACUAAUGCAAAACAUUUAGAGUUGAAAUUGAAAACUAUUAGGUUUUAUGCAGCAAGGAAAAAGAGAGAAGCUAUAGAAUUGAUAACUAAUCCUCAAUAUUUAUUGGAAGAAUAUUUGGAAAAGAUUGAAAUGACUUCUAAUAUUGGAUUUGCAGAUUUUGAAUAUUUGAACAACUCCUUAUCAGAAAAGAAAAAAUCCGUAUUUACAUUUUUGAGAGUUUCUAAUGACUAUAGUCUUGGUACCCCAAUCCAAGAUGGAAAAUUUAUUGAAGCCAUGCUGCUUCUAUCCUCUUUCUCUAAUCUCAGGCAAUUAUACAUUAACGGAUCAAAGAGUAUUGAAAAAAUGGAACUAUCAGGGAAUUUCAAUGAGCUGAUUGAUUUAACAGUACGGACCACUCAUACUGAUAGGGUUGUGAGUUUCAGCCAGGACUUUUAUGCACCAAAAUUGAAAAAUCUUUGUAUAUCAGGUUGUAAACUCAUACUCCACUCAAGUACCAAAUUAGCAAGGUUAAGAUACCUCUUAAUGGACACUGUGAUCAUUGACAGCAGCUUUACCCUUGAUAAAUUUCCACUCUUAUCACAAUUUACGUAUUCCCUCAAUCCUUGCCUUACGAAUUACCCACCUGUGUGGAGUAUUAGCUUGGCAUUUAAUAAUAUGAAACACUUGAGACAAUUGUACCUUUCUGAUAUCAACAAGGUGGAUGUUUCUGAUUGUCCAGAAUUGAAACUUUUUAAAAUUACAAAGCUACAAGAAGCUAAUGUGUACUUACCAAACAAUUGCCUCUCCUAUUUCAAAUUUGACCAGGUGGCACAUUGUAAUGUAACAAUUGAUGAGUGCGAGAGCUUAUAUAUGAUAUAUGGUCCUUCUCACACAAUCAACAUUAAUAGAGUUAGAUCAUUUACAAAUGCUUCAACCAGCAUGUAUGGAACAUAUACGGAUGGUCCAAAUGUAGUAAUCAAGCAGAUAGAUUGGAUGAAUUACAGAACUUCCUCUACUCACCAUGAAGCAAUGUUCAAUAGUAUUCAAAAUAUUGACAAGCUAGUAAUUCAAAGUGACUCUCAUGCAAGUGGAUUUACUAACUUUUUCUGCUCCUCGGUUUAUGAAAACUUUAUUCAGGAGCACAUCUCUAAAAAAGAUACAUUGCUUUUGAAUCAGUCUAUUUACCAUGGAGACGUAUGUAAGGUUCCAGAUAUUCCACUUAAAGAACUUUCCAUAGAUACAAAUUGUACAGUAGUCAAACCACCACAAAAUAUGGAUUCCAUAACUCAUUUCAAGCUAUCAAAACAAGGAAGCAGAGAUUACUGGAUAACUUUUAAAGAAAUUCAAAAAUUAUCCAACUUGACAUCUUUAUCUCUACGAGGAUUUACCGACUUGAAUAAGACUGAAUUCAAAUAUCUCAAAAAUAUUCUUCUUGAGAGUUGUGGAGUUUGCACAAUUGAAUUGAGUUUACUGCCAUCCUUAGAAGAGUUAGUAGUAUUUGGACCGAAAACCAGUUUGACUCUAAACUCAAAAGCAGGUUAUAUGUGGAAUAAUAUCAAAUUGGUGAACAUUUACUGCAUCAAAGAGUUGAACCUCUCUGCAAAACAAAUAGAAGCACCAAAAUUGAGAGAAUUCGUUAACAAUAUCAACACAACACAACAAUUACUCUGUGUUCCAAACUCCAAGUUACGAUACAUUUUGGAUACGAGCACACUUGAGGAAGCCUCUAAUUAUGUUCGGAAUGUGAUUUUCAAAACUAAUAUAAUAUCACAAAAUUAUUUAAAUAAUCCAAGGACUGGUCUACAACUAUACAAUGAAAAGCAAAAUAAGCAAAUGUUUUUACCAUUGAAAUAUAUUCCAUCCUUUAAUACAUUAUUUCAUGGAGGCAUUCCGUUGAAUAUGAUCACUGAAAUUGUUGGAGCAACAACAUCAGGUAAAUCAGAAUUUUGUCUUUCCGCUGUUAGUGAUUUAUUGAUGGAGUUUGAUAAGUUUGGUUGUGUUAUUUUCGACACUGAAGUUAAACAAGCAAAUAUUUUCCAAAGAAUAUAUUUCAUGAUGAAGAACAGAAAUCCUGAUAUGAGCGAAUCAGAAAUUGAAGAAAGAAUUCUGAAGAAGUGUACAAUAAUUCAUGUUGCCAGCUCCAAAGAGUUGAUAGACAGUUUAGACAAUUUGGAAGAAUUCAUUUUCGAGAAGAAUAUUAAAUUAAUUGUUAUUGAUUCACUGGCAACAUUAUCAACAAAGGAAUUUCAAGGGAAAGAAGGUGGAGCUUUUGAAAGAGCCAGUAUUCUCCAAACAGAGGCUACACUCCUUAAACAAUUGAACGAAAAGUUCAAGGUGGGUGUACUUGUAACAAAUUCCCUUUCAUCCUCAGAUGAAGCUCAACUUGGUAUUAAUUGGUACCACUUUGUGAAUCAUAGACUCAAAAUCUACAAGAUUGGUGAAUCCAAAGCAAUUAUCAAUAUUGUAAAAUCCUCAAUUGCGAACAAUGUAAAUAUUCAUGUAAAUAUGGCUGAUCUUGGUUUACAAGAAGUGGAAGACAUGACCCACUGA